UAGAGGGUCUACAUCGAUUACAGGACAUUGCUUUUUUAGUUUCCAGUAUUGACUCGGUGCUACCUAUUAACAAUGAUGAUAAUCUGAAGAGAGUACUUGUGAAUGCCAAACCCUUGUUGAGGGUAAUAGUACAAAGAAAAGGUACUUGUUAAUUUUUUUACCUCAUUAGGUGAUAGUUUGGAGGAGUUAAACGGUUACGGGACAAUCAAACCCCGCAAUUUAAUAUCUAGUAUAUUAGGGUGAACCCCACGCUGAACAAAAACUUUGGCCAUUUCAAACCCUCACGACUUCCGACAAGUGUAAUCUAUUAUUGACGUCGAUAUUGUACCUGAAACUUGCAGACGGGUACGGUUACUGAAACAGGGGUCUGAGAAACCUCUUGGGUUCUAUAUUAAGGAUGAAACUAGCGUCCGCGUUACGCAGAGUGUUAGUGCCUGGAAGUAUCGCAGAGUCCACAGAACUUUUAGCUAUAAAUGAUGAAGUUCUAGAAGUUAAUGGUAUCAAAGUGGUUGGAAAAACGCUAGAUCAGAUGACAGAUAUGAUGGUCGCCAACAAUUCAAACCUCAUAAUAACUGUAAAACCGGCCAAUCAGAGAACUGUGGCACCUGUACGUCGCAGCAGCUUCAGUCGAAAUUCGCAGGUUUCGAGUGGUCCACACCAGUCACAUACCACUGGGGGUCCAGAUCUUGACGAUCAAGACGAAAUUGUGGAUUUGACAGUAGCUCCAAACUUAAAUGAGAGCCCCACUUCUGAAGAUGUGAUUUUGCAUCUUUAGUUUUAAAAUUUUUUCUUCUGUUGGCUGUAAG
Molecule: messenger RNA, 806 nt
Organism: Zophobas morio
Lineage: Eukaryota; Metazoa; Arthropoda; Insecta; Coleoptera; Tenebrionidae
Product: partitioning defective 6 homolog gamma-like
Exons: 2
Coding region: 398-775 (125 amino acids)
Biological process (GO): centrosome cycle
Molecular function (GO): protein binding
Source: RefSeq, a predicted model, not a curated record